UUGCAGUUGUCAAAACGUAAAUUUUCGGUGUGAUAAGUGUCAAGAAAAUAAUUUUAAAAAGCAGCCUCUCGGCUGGAAAAAAAUCUCUACAAAGAAGAUGAGGGCGGCAGGCAUUAUGCUGAUCAGCAUCGCUCUUACGAGCGCUGUUAUCGGCAAUGCUUAUUAUCAAAAGAAACAAUUUUAUCCCUCCGUGGUCUACAUAACCAAGUCCAAUCCCAGUAUGGCUGUGAUUUAUGUACAAGGAUUGAUACUCGUGUUUAUGAUGAACACAUUUUUAAGAAAAAUAUUUUUCGGAAACUUAAGGGCAGCUGAACUCGAACAUUUGGUCGAAAAAGUUUGGUACGCCGUGACGGAAACGUGUCUAGCAUUUACAGUGUUCAGAGACGAUUUCAGUCCGAAAUUCGUCGCCUUAUUCACGCUCUUACUAUUUCUCAAGUCUUUCCAUUGGCUUGCUGAAGAUCGUGUCGAUUACAUGGAAAGAAGUCCCAUAAUAACAUGGUUAUUCCACCUUCGAGUGGGGACAUUGCUAGCCCUUUUGUUUAUAAUAAACGUUACGAUGUUUCAAUACGCCUAUAGUUCGACGGUUGCAAAAGGCGCCUCGGUACAACUUGUUUUUGGUUUUGAGUACGCGGUAUUAUUAACCGUUGUUCUAAAUAUUACGAUUAAAUAUAUUUUGCACACGAUCGAUCUGCAAAGCGAGAACCCUUGGGACAACAAACCAGUCUUCCUUUUGUAUACGGAGCUCAUCAUUGGACUGAUGAAGGUGAUAUUAUACGUAGGCUUUGUCACAAUCAUGGUUCGAAUAUACACCCUUCCUCUAUUCGCUUUUCGACCAAUGUAUUACACCAUGCGAAACUUUAAAAAAGCUUUCCACGACAUUGUUAUGUCUCGAAGAGCGAUAAGAAAUAUGAACACACUCUAUCCAGAUGCGACACCCGAGGAAUUAGCAGCCGCUGACAACGUUUGCAUCAUUUGUCGUGAGGAAAUGGUAUCUGCGAGUAAGAAACUACCCUGCAACCACAUAUUCCACACAGCCUGUUUGCGAUCUUGGUUUCAACGCCAGCAAACUUGUCCGACUUGUCGUCUAAAUAUUUUGAGACCUACAACGACUCGAAGAGAAACGAGACCGCCGAAUCAACCCCAAGGGCCUGUUGCGGCUCCUCAACCUUUUCCUGCUCCUGGUGUCGGUCAAAAUGCUCAAGGAUUCCAGCUACCAGCCUUCUGGGCGAAUUUGCAGCCACCAGGAGUCACUGCUCCUCCACAAGGGCAAAACAAUAACGCAAACGUGCAAUUCCCAUUGCUUCAGCCACUUGGAACUGGAGUUCCACUUUUUGCACCGCCCUUUCCGCCUAUGAUACCUUUGCCCCCAGUUCCAACGCCUCCGCCUAAUUUGACUACUUUAAGCGAAGAGGAGUUGCGAGCCAUGGAGGGAAAUCUUCGCCAAGCCCUUGAGGCCAGGAUACAAAUGCUCCAAAGGGUCCAACUUUUGUUAGAUGCUGCCAAUGCUAUGAUGAGUCAGUACCAGACUGUAGCUGCAACCAUAGCUACAAGUAUUCCAACACCAUCAUCGACAACAGCAACGCCAACAGCAACCGCAAGUGAGGUUCCUGAGGCGAGUAAAGUAGAAACUUCGAGUAAGGACCCCAUGUCCUCAAAUAACGUGGGAAGUCACAAUUCCAAGACUGUCGCAGAUUUUGCAGAAGCUAGCACCUCGGCAGAAAGUUCGGGGACACAUAUAAACACAAAUAGUAACGACAUCAGUCCAUCCACAUCUACAACCAUCCCAGAAACCUCCGAAGAGCAGGCAACCAUAAGGAGACGAAGAUUGGAAAAAUUCCUGGCACAGUCCGCAUCAGAAUAAAAGGCCCAAUUGGAUGGUGAUAUGGAAAUAGGAGAAGAAUACAGGAAGUACUCUUCCCUGAUAGUUGUUCGUCCUGUGAAAAGUGGAGUGUCGAGAUCCUCGAUCAUCGACUAUUCUCGAAAACUUAAAAGUUUGUUUAUGGACCUAUGACUGCAGAGUUUAUAAUGGGAAAAUGAUUUCGUAAAAGGUUCUGUCGUAUGUCAGGAUGAACUCCUCUUGCUGUGUGUAUGCUUGUAUGUAUGAAACAACUGUUUUUUAUAUAAGAAAGAAACUCAUCUACGCGCUUAUCAAAGCAUAAUUACUUUAUUGUACAUACGUAGAUUUUACAUUAGCUUUUUCGAGUUCCUUUUUCAUGACGAUGAGCAAAAUGUGUUAUUUGAAUAUCUGACAAUUGAGGAUAUUCGCAUAUUCUGCUGGAAUUCAGUUGUUUUUUUUUAUAGGAAACAAAAUAUUGUCAGUGAGAGAGUCAAACUGAAAAUUUAAAUAACUCAAAGAAUAUUUAGAUAUAAGAAAUGUAGAAAUAUCCCAAGAAAGCUUUAAAUAGCUCUGAUAUGUUAAAAACAAUUCAGCCCAAAAUAUGAUUUUUUUGCAAGAUUCAAGUCAUUUUGUUCAUCGCUCUUUCCAUUUUUAUUUUCGCGGCAUUGACUACGUUUUUCCAAUUACGUGGACAUCUAUGAAACCCUGUUUGCAAUGUAAACAAAGCUACUGCCUCAGGUGAACUGUCCACGUAGAUUUACACUUUAUUUCUUAAUUUUCCAAUAAUUACUAAUAAUAAUUUAAUACUAACUGUAAAUUCACGUUUAUUUCCACGUGAAAUUCUCUGACCACGUGGAAUUACACACGGAAAUUUGAAACCUUCCACGUGGACUCCCAUGUGGAUUUCCACGUGGUUAGAUGAAUUCACGCACUUGGAUAUUUUCACCUGGGCGCCGCUCGUCUGAGAGGACUGUAAAAAGGAAAUUCGUACUAUUGUACAAAUAUUAAAUAUUACGGUUUGCAUUCGAUUACCUACCAAAAAGGAUCGAUUUUGCCCACAUCAAGGAUGACGGCACUAAUAUAUUAUUAUUGUUGUUGCAAACAGCGUGCUAUCGUGACUGUAGAGUCGAAUUCAUGUAUUUCUUAUUGAGUCAAACAGAAAAAUUAAUGUUUUAAAAUGUUUUUUUGCUAUAUGUGCAUUGAAAAGUGUACAUGAUUUCGACUGUACAAUAACUUUUUUUAAGUGAUACUCGACGUCUACAAUAAACUUGUUUGUCUAUUUCAUUUUCUUUUCGUUUUAUGAGUUGCAAUUUUUGUUUCGAGCGCGGACUGGUUUGUGACAAAUAAAUAUUUAUUUGUUGAAA
Messenger RNA from Belonocnema kinseyi, 3201 nucleotides. RefSeq names its product E3 ubiquitin-protein ligase synoviolin A-like (gene sip3). Gene Ontology annotation, cellular component: cytoplasm. Bases 98 to 1861 code for a protein of 587 amino acids. The record is from RefSeq and is a predicted model, not a curated record. Lineage: Eukaryota; Metazoa; Arthropoda; Insecta; Hymenoptera; Cynipidae. The transcript is spliced from 8 exons.